AUGCCGGCUUCAUUGAGAAUCGAGAUAUUCCCCUCCAACCUCCAACGGAUGAUCGAUUUCUACACUGCCAUCUUGAACUUCACCUUGAUCCAACAUGAUAGCCAGUACGCCUACCUUCAGCGCGACAACAUUUUCAUUGGCUCGAUCGAGACUGGUUCGACGGAAGCACUCGAACAGAAGCUAAGCUAG
Messenger RNA from Rhinocladiella mackenziei CBS 650.93, 189 nucleotides. RefSeq lists its product as uncharacterized. The coding region runs from base 1 to 189 and encodes 62 amino acids. Lineage: Eukaryota; Fungi; Ascomycota; Eurotiomycetes; Chaetothyriales; Herpotrichiellaceae. The record is from RefSeq and is a predicted model, not a curated record. The transcript has a single exon.